This is a messenger RNA of Sturnus vulgaris (Common starling), 3279 nucleotides long. It is a transcript of the gene MBD3, whose product is annotated as methyl-CpG binding domain protein 3. NCBI's taxonomy places the organism in Eukaryota, Metazoa, Chordata, Aves, Passeriformes, Sturnidae. The record is from RefSeq and is a predicted model, not a curated record. Gene Ontology annotation, biological process: DNA methylation-dependent constitutive heterochromatin formation; negative regulation of transcription by RNA polymerase II. Gene Ontology annotation, cellular component: nucleus. Gene Ontology annotation, molecular function: methyl-CpG binding.
CCCGGAGCUGGUGAUGGACGAGCAUGGAAAAUCCUUUGCAAGUUGUAAACUCCUUUGCAACUUGGCCGUGUCCUUGCCUUUCACACUCGGGGAACUGUGACAGAGCCUCAUUCGGGAGCCCGGAUCAAUCCAGCUCUCAGCGUCACUGCCUGGGGGGAUAUUACAGAGCAGAGCUUGAGGUUUGCAGCUUUGUACCAAAAUGGCUCGGUUUUGGGCCUCUUUAAAAUCUUUGUGCAAAACCAGGAGAGCAGGAGGAGGUAAAUUCUGUAUUUUGUGACAUUUAAAAUGCACUUUAACAGGGCUCAGAGUUCAUGGUGUUGGGGGAGUUCCUGUGUGUCCUGGUGUGCAGCAGGAAUCCUGCCCAAGUUUUGGGUUCCUCUGCCACCCCCCCACCUCUGACCCUCCCAGGUGUGUGUAGGUUCCCCAAUGUCCUGCAUGGUCCUGCCAGAGGGUCCCCAGGAGCUCCAGGGCACCCCACCCCUUCCUGUCUCAGUUCACUGUCACCUUUUGGUCACAGCUUUGCUCCCUGGUCUGCUGUUGUCCCAGAGAGCCUGGGGAUGAUCCUACCUUUUGCAAGACCUAAUCAGAAUAAAAGUUUUUCUUCUGAACAUUUCAGUGCUUUUCCUUUGGGCCAAGCUUCCCCAGGAAGAGACAGGACUCUCAGUCAUUUCAGCCCCAGUGGGAAGAAGUUCCGGAGCAAGCCGCAGCUGGCGCGGUACUUGGGCAGCUCCAUGGACCUGGGCACCUUCGACUUCCGCACGGGCAAAAUGCUGAUGAACAAAAUGAACAAGAACAGGCAGAGGAUGCGCUAUGACUGCUCCAACCAAGCCAAGGGCAAGCCUGAUUUGAACACAGCCCUGCCUGUGAGACAGACAGCCUCUAUCUUCAAACAGCCUGUCACAAAGAUCACAAACCACCCCAGCAACAAGGUGAAGAGUGACCCCCAGAAAGCUGUGGACCAGCCCAGGCAGCUCUUUUGGGAGAAGAAGUUGAGUGGACUGAAUGCCUUUGACAUUGCAGAGGAGCUGGUGAAGACAAUGGACCUUCCCAAAGGGUUGCAAGGGGUUGGUCCGGGCUGCACGGACGAGACUCUGCUCUCUGCCAUCGCCAGUGCCCUGCACACCAGCACCAUGCCCAUCACUGGCCAGCUCUCUGCAGCCGUGGAGAAGAACCCUGGGGUCUGGCUGAACACCUCCCAGCCUCUCUGCAAAGCCUUCAUGGUGACAGAUGAAGAUAUCAGGAAGCAGGAGGAGCUGGUGCAGCAGGUGAGGAAGAGGCUGGAGGAGGCCCUGAUGGCUGACAUGCUGGCCCACGUGGAGGAGAUCGCCAGGGAUGGGGAGCCUCCCUCGGAGAAAGAAGGAGCAGAGGAGGAAGGAGAAGAGGAAGAGGAGGAGGAGGAGCAGGACCAUGACCAGGAGAUGGAAAAUGUAUAGUCCAGGGAGUUCCAUCUAAGAAUUCCCAGUAUAAACCCAUUCAGCAGGGUCAGCACAACCAUUCACAGAGCCAAGAGUGCACCACCAGUCCAACUGUACCCCAGAGCCUUUGGAUGGACUUCAGGAAAUGUGGAAGCUGAUGCUUCAUUCAUUGCUGGGGAGUUUUGCAGAUGGAACUUGACUAAACUCUACUCUCCUUCCUUUUUCUAACAGGAUAGGGUGAUUGGGAAUGCAGAAGUGGGAGGGGAUAAAGGAAUAUCAUAUGGUGGGAGGGAAAAUCCUAGGAACUGAAUUUGCUGGCUUUUUUUUUUUUUUUUUUGGUAUUACUUUUUGUGGGUCGGUGCUGGGUGAUACAUUUUUAAGCUUUUCUAUCAAAGUACUUUUAAUGACCCACAGAAACAAUUUUUUCUCUAACCCAAGGGAGGGAGAUGCUGUUUCACUCCUUGGCUCCUCUGCUGUGGGCUACCUGUUUGUACCUGAGUGUAGGGAGGUCAUUUCAUGUUGUGAAUGGUUCAUUCCAUGUGUGAAUUGCAGUUACUGAGUUGCCAUUUCCUCACAAGACCACAUUGGUCUUGGCAGGGCAGUCUCAGAGCUGAGCUGCCACUGCCUCUCCCACCUGAGCUGGGGUGAGGAGGGGAAGCUGCACUUGGGGACUUGGGCUGCCAGUUCUGGGAAUUGGGGAUUUGGGUUAUUCCACACCACUGUUUGGAUACAGAAAUCUGUGUGUCCAGACAUUCUGAACAGAGUCCUGGAGGCAAAUAUACCCAGCCUGAGGUAUAUUUUACUUUGGUUUAAGUCCAGUCAGAAGGACUUUCUCAACUGGGGAUGGAAGGAUGACUCAUUUCUGACUGAUAAUGAGGAAAACUUCCUCCUUUUUCUCUUCUGGUGCCAAGAACCUGCCCUCUGUUCCUCAGUGUGGAGGGAAGGGGAUCCAUUCCAACAGGUGUGACUACACACCUGCUUUUGUGUGCAGUAAUGUUCUGACCUCUUUAAAAAAAAAAAAAAAAAAAGAAAAGGUUGAUUUUUCUAUAAUUGAUAUCUAAAAAAGGAAUUUAAAGCUUUUUAUUAAGUAUUGAAUCUUUCUUAUUUGCAUGUGCAGUGAAGUGACCAGCAUUUUGUGUCAAAAAUUGGACUGAUGUGAAACCUGCCUUAAUGUGUUUCUAAGUAUUCAGCUUCACCAUGGGUACCUUGAUUGAUUCCUCAGUCUCAUCCAGUACAGCUUUGAGCAUAUUGGUGUAACUUGUGGCUAAAAAUGGAUAUCUCUGGGAAGGGAGACAAGGGGAGGAGAGGAAGAUGAGAGUUGAUAGCUUGGGGAAUGUGUUGACUGGGUUGCAAAAAUGAUUUUCAUCUUAGGGUAUCCAUUGCAUAAUCUGUGCGUGGCCGUCUCGGCUGAGAGAACACUACAAAGUGGUGGGUUAAAUGUUGUGCCACCAACCAAUUGUAUAAGUUGUUGGUAUCCCAAAACUUGGGGAAGAAAGUAGCUCCCAGAGCCUUUAUUGUGUGAGAAAGAUUAGCAGGGACAGCCAGGGGCCAGGGAAUUGCCUUUGGGAGUAGUGCAGCUUAGUGAUCCCUGAAAAUAUCCCAUGCCAAAGUGAUUGAUCCUUUAUUCACGCUUUUCUUAAAGGCUUGAAAACACAAAAUUGGUUGAUACUGCUCAUUUGAGUACUGCAAGGAGGCUGAAUUGUACUUUGCUGCUGCUCUGCCAGGUGCUGCUUUGGGAGCUUUACCUGGCACUGCAGGCAGUGACCAUUAUUUUUCUUUCUGAACAGUCUGUUACAGUUACUACUCUGUAAAUCUGUCCUCUUGUAAGUCACAGUGUUGAAUUAAAUGUUUCUCACAAAAAAGA